AUCUUUUAUACCAACCCGCCGACACGCGGACGAAAAGGUAAAUAAAUCUGACUGAGAAGUCUAAAAAUGUGUCAUUAAUUUCGUCAGAAAGCCCCUUUUUCUUCCACCGAUUUUUACAAACCAAGUACAGUCAUUACCAGGAGUAUACAGAGAAUCGAUAUUCAUAAAGUAAGAUGAGCUACGUGAAGAAUCCGCACAUUUCCACCAUGGAGGAAGACGUCCUCUACCAUUUUGCUUUGAGCACCGGCACGCAUGAUCUCAAGGAAAUGUUUGGUGAUGUCAAGUUUGUCUGUAUUGGAGGCAGCCCCACGAGGAUGGAGAAGUUUGCUCACUUCUUGGUCGACGAGUUAGAAUAUUAUCUCCCAGCUGGACAAACCCUGACAGACAUUGCUGGAGCCACUGACAGAUACGCUAUGUAUAAAGUUGGACCGGUGCUCUCUGUUAGUCAUGGUAUGGGUAUUCCCUCUGUCUCUAUCAUGCUGCAUGAACUCAUCAAGUUGUGCCAUCAUGCUGGUUGCGAGGAUGUCCAAUUCUUCCGGCUGGGGACUUGUGGUGGUUUAGGUUUAGAGCCUGGAACUGUUGUCAUCAGUGAAGCUACUGUGGAUGCCCUCUUUAGGCCAGCUUUAGAACUACAUGUUUUAGGCAAGCAAGUUCUGCGUGAUGCAGACUUAGACAUGGUGUUAGCUGAGGAGGUCUUGUCAUGUUCGGGUCAAGAGGACGACUUCAAAACAAUACUCGGGAAGACGAUGUGUACUCUAGACUUUUAUGAAGGUCAAGGUCGUCUCGAUGGUGCAUUCUGUGACUAUACAAAUGCAGACAAAAUGGCGUUCUUGCGACGAGCGUACGAUCUUGGAGUGAGAAAUAUAGAAAUGGAAUCUCUUUGCUUUGCGGCAUACACUCAUCAUGCUGGUAUUAAAGGUGCUGUCAUCUGCGUGACGUUACUCGACCGCCUAAAAGGGGAUCAAGUGGCUACACCUCAUAACGUACUAGAACAAUGGCAAGCUCGGCCGCAAGAAAUCAUAUCUCGUUAUAUUCGUAAACAGUUGGGUUUAAAUGAUUGAAAACACAUAACAUAGACAACCUGUGUGCUUGAUCACACUACAUCAGAAAGAGUACAUUGUCGAAGAUCAAAACAAUGGGCCCUGGGUCCAGUGUGUUUACACUCAGUUCAAAUUGGAUCUAAGUAAGAACUUGGGUUGAAUUGCCAUGCGCAACAUGGGGCAUCGUGUAACAUGGGUCCAGCAUCUUAAAGAGAUUCCAGACAAUAUAGAAUGAAACCAUUAUUGCAGAUUUGUAUGAAAUAUAUGAUUUAAUCAAAGUCUUAGGCAACAGUAAUUGUUGAUGUUAACUUAUAUUAAUCAACAUAAUAAGUAUCCAUUGUACUAUUACUCUUUUGAAAUUGGUGCCCUAUAAUGAAAAUCUAGUCUAUUCGAUUAUCUCCAGCCUUUGUUUUGUGAUUGUGCUUUGAUCACCAGUUAGUAAUUGUUUUGGUAGCAAUGAAUAUGACGGACUUAGCUUGUUGGAAUUACAUUUCAAAGUAAUUCUUUGUUGUUUUUGAAUACUACCUAGUAGCACUGUUAUUACUGCAAGGCAUAGAUAUGUGCUUGUAUAGUUGUGAUGAUGUCUUCGGCAGUUUUGCUCUGUUGCUGGCAACGCCUUCCGAUUCUCAAUAUGGGCCAAGCUUACGGUGCCAGUUUAGAGCACCUGAUAUAAAAGAUCUCAUUAUACUUGUCUUCCUGUCCCCACCAAAAGCUAGAAACAAAACAUCAAUCAAAAUGUUCCGCAGGGACCCUGUAAACAUUCUUCCUUCAAGAUGAUCCCAGACGUUCUCGACGUCGAGUAUGUUGGAUACUUUUGCUGAUUUUAAUUAGGUAAUAUUAUUGUUAUAGGCACCAUGAUAAUGGGUGAUAUGAAUAAAGACUAGCAAAUGCUUUUACUUCAAUUUUGUACAGAAAGGCCUAGUGUAAAUGUACAUGGAGUUUUAGAUAAAAGCAUUUGCUAGUCUUUAUUCAUAUCACCAAUGGUCUUGAAAACUACCAUAGGUUGUAAAGAAAAUGUUAUUAUCCUUGAUACACCAAGGUGUAAAGUUGUGCCAUUUGGUGUUGUGUUGCAUAAACGAUUAUGUGAUUGCUUCUGAGAUAUUAGCUAUGUAUUCAAGCUGCUAUCCUUAACCCUUUCAUAUAGCAAUGAUAGCAAUGCAUUAUGUUAGAUUUAUGAUAAUUUUAUCAUUGUUGACAAACAGUUUACAUGUUUUUUAUUCCUUGGAUCAAUUUAUGAUUUUACGAUUUUCCUGUCAGAGUCAUUCCAAACUGGUCUGCUGUUGAAUUCUGAUCAGCUUUUGCGAGAGCAGAUGACACAUGUUAAGAUAUUGACCAUAAAAACAUCUUUUUCUUGGGUGCACCUCUUCCACAGACUCCUGCAUCCAUUCCAGGAUAGUAUCUACUGGAUAGUAUCUAUAGUUUCCUCCGAGAUGAUGAGAACAGUAGGAGAUUGUAGCAUAAGAAAAUCUCCUACUCUAUUGCAAUAGGGGGCGACAGUGAUCGGUGGUGCCCUGGUAUAUAACGUAGUGUAUACAUGUAUAGUUUAUUUUAUUAAAUGU
This is a messenger RNA of Lineus longissimus, 2599 nucleotides long. Its product is annotated as uridine phosphorylase 1-like. Gene Ontology annotation, cellular component: cytoplasm; cytosol. The record is from RefSeq and is a predicted model, not a curated record. The coding region runs from base 174 to 1061 and encodes 295 amino acids. Lineage: Eukaryota; Metazoa; Nemertea; Pilidiophora; Heteronemertea; Lineidae. Gene Ontology annotation, biological process: uridine catabolic process; nucleotide catabolic process. Gene Ontology annotation, molecular function: uridine phosphorylase activity. The transcript is spliced from 8 exons.